Messenger RNA from Clonostachys rhizophaga, 762 nucleotides. The record is from the annotation of a GenBank genome assembly. NCBI's taxonomy places the organism in Eukaryota, Fungi, Ascomycota, Sordariomycetes, Hypocreales, Bionectriaceae.
AUGGGCUCCCUCACCAAGCUCCUCCUCGCAUCCGACGCCGCCCUCUACAAGCGCGCGACCAACUCGCCCUUCCUCGCCGCCGCCGCCGCGGGGACGCUCACCAAGCCCCUCCUCUCGCAGUGGCUGGCCAACGACCGGCUCUACAUCCACGCCUACAUCCACGGCCUAGGCCUACUGCUCAGCUCGCUGCAGCUCCCCGUCCUCAGCAAGCCGUCCACGCGGGCCAACGAGCUCGUCGUCAAGCUGCUCGACUGGGCCGUCGACGCCCUCGUCAACAUCCGCCGCGAGGAGAGGCUGUUCGUCGAGGCCGCGCGACGGUUCGGGCUCGACGUCGACCUGCCCACACAAGGGGGGGAGAUUGCCGAGGGGGCCAAGAUCGAGGGGCUACGCCGCUUCGAGAAUCUGUUCUCGUCGGUGGGACACUCGGGGAACAUCAUCCUGCCGUGGCUCGAGUCGGCGCUGCUGUUCUACGCGACCGAGAGGUGCUACCUGGAUGCGUGGGCGGGGGUGAAGGCGCGGAUGGGGCCUGUUGCGCAAGGGGGGGACGCGGACGGCGGGGCGCUGAGGGACGAGUUCAUACCCAACUGGACGAGCAAGGAGUUUGGGGCGUUCGUGGAGAGGUUGGGGUCCAUUGUGGACGAUGCGGUCGCGCUCGAGGUGAGCCUGCACGGGGAGGGGAUCAAGGGGAAGCUGCUGAGCAGGGCGCAGGAGCUGUGGAGGGAGGUACUGGCGGCGGAGGAGACGUUUUGGCCGAGGGUGUGA